AUGAUUUUCGACUUAAUUCAAAACAAACUAUUCUGGAUGGUGUUGCUAUACUUUUCUAUAAUCCUUAGUGCUAUUGGAAGAGAAGUAACUAGGAAUGAACAACAAUAUUUUCAGAUGAAACAAGGUGCGUAAUGAGACUCUGACGAAAAUGAAACCACUUGAAAUUAAUAUAAGAAAACCUGGCACGUUCGGAGAAAAUUUAGAAAGUAUUAAUAUCGCUAGAUCUCAGAAUUAUGUAGUAAUGUGAUAAAUGUUGUGUUCAUGCAAAUAAAGUCAAGUAACGUCCUCAUAAUUUUUUUGUGGUUGUGCCAAUAAGUAUUGACCCCAAGAUCGUAGUGUUUUGGGCGUCAUAUAAAGACGUCCAGGGGCUGGUUGUAUAAAACUCUUAAUCACUUUUUUAAUCACUAUUUUGUAGUUAAAUAGUGAUUAACUUACAAAUAGGCUCUUCUUAUUGGACGACAUUUCCACUUAACUAUGAUUAACUUUAAUCACUUUUUUAUACAACCGACCCCUGUUAUAUAAACAUCACUAACAUAAAGUUUUUCAGGUGUUCGAUCUCAGCGCAAAGCAUAUAUCAGAUUACGAGCGAAGCCAGCACUGGUUUGCGUCUUGUCUUGCCUAGAGAGAAAAUGGACUUGCAAGUCUCUCAAUUAUGCCGAACCCACUUCGGUCAAUGAUGGCAAGGAAAAUUGUGAAUUACAUGAUGAAACGAAGAAUGAUGAUGACAAUUCAUUGGAAUUCCUGAAAGAUGACAGAUACACCUUCUAUCAAAUAACAGAAAACACACAGAAGACAGAUAAUGAAACUGAGCAGGUAUACAUCUACCUUCCGUCACCAGCAAGUAAAUUGCAAUCUCGUAGUCACGCUAUUUGCAUUUUCCGACAAUGAGAAAGAGUGCACUGUAUCUACGAACUUAUUCCUCACUCUCAGAGUGGGAAGGUGUUUUUCCAGCAACAGUUGCAAUCGAGGUUGGAAUUGUCUAAGUUUAGCGUUGAUUGCAGGCCUUCUUGGCGAGCCUUUCUUAUUGUCAAUUCGUUUAACGAUUAAAUUGGAUCUACCACAGCAUAAACAAAACGUGAGAGCUGUCAGUUUUUUUGACAAUACUAGAAGUUACUAUCGCAACAAAAGUGCUGCCUCACCCCCAAGAGAACAAAGGCAGCAUGCACAAUUUGCUGAAUAUGACCUCGCUUUGCCAAGAGGAGAUGCGAGGGAGACUAUUUUGAUGUAUCGAAAUAAAUUACGCUGGACGAUUCAGCAAAAAACAACAUCAUCUUCUAAAGAUAAAUUAUAUAGUCAACUGUAAACGAAAGGUUGUUCAAGCAACAAUAACAAUCUUCUUGAACUACAAGAUCAACAUUUGAGUUCUGUUAACCAGCAUUUGAACUUUCGUUUAGCCUGGUGACUUAUUUCAGUACAUCAAAAUCACCUCGCCUUCCAACAUCUAAACAGCCCCCCUAUAAGACGCCUGUUCAGGAGGUAGGAAAAGUGCAAUUUGAAUAUCAAACACCUUGCACUCAGCUAAAUAUUCUACUUCUACUUUCUUGGCAUGGCUGUUUUUAUAUGAAUACAUUCAAUGCUUAUAAUUUCUUGCUUUUGUAUAUAUAAUUAUAAUACUAUCUGUGGCGAAGCUAGCCAUAGCAACAGGUACUCAUGCUAUGCAAAUUUUGAAUUAAUUGCAUUAUUCAAAUGAUGCAGGCUUAUUAGCACAGCAUGACCAGUUGCCAUGGCUAGUAUUCAGGGGAAUACUGUAUAAUAUCAGUAUAGAAAGACUAAGUCAGUUUUUGUCCCAAAUUAUUGCUAAAUUUUAAAACGUGCUGAAGGCACAUUGCUAUAAAAUCUAGAAUGAACACUAUAAACUCAUCGCCUUGGCACAUCGCCACAUAAACAAAUAAACUAAAAGUACAUUUCACUCCUUGUAUAAAUAAGACAUUGACAAAUAGAUCAGUAAUAGUGCAUGGGCUAUUAAAACUGCCGAUAAAUUCAUGAAAUCAUAUGUUUCAAUACCUCUAUUACGAAAGUCACUGAACUGUGGAAUCGCAUCAAAAAUUCGUAUAUCGACCACUCCCACAAACGUCUACGACCGCGCCUACAUAUUUUUGCAUGUUUACAAUUCUAAUUUUAAUUAAACAGCCAAUCGACGUUUAAUUGCAAUUGUUACCAAGAACCUGAUUGGCUGUUUAAAAUUAGAAUUGUAAACAUGCAAAACUAUGUAGGCGCGGUCGUAGACGUUUGUGGGAGUGGUCGAUAUACGAAUUUAUGAUGCGAUUCCACAGUUCGGUGACUUUCGUAAUAUAUCGAACGCUAAACAGCAGAUCUAAUAAAUAGUGUGCUGCCUCGCUGCGAUCGGCAGCAAAAACAAACAAUUGUUCUAAAUUUCCAUUUAGGCAAUCAGACCAAGUUGUCUUGAUCAUUUCAACAAUGGUAGUAAAACAUCGGGCAAUUACACCAUCCUUGAUGAGCAGCAGCAACCUAUCACAGUGUAUUGUGAUAUGGAAUCCGAACCAGGAUCCGUUUGGACACUGGUCAUGUCCUUCACGAGAGAAAACAAAGAUCUUAAAUCAUUCAAAAAGAGAGGAAUGUAUCGAAAAGCAGCAGGAAACGAAUACGCUCCAAAUGCUCCAAAUUGGUCCGCAUACCGAAUGAGUUCGUCAUCAAUGGCUGCUUUAAAGAAAAUGACAAGUCAUUGGCGAAUUACAUGCAGUUUUCCUCAAUAUGGUGUCGACACCGAGACUGACUACGUCCGAGCCGUGUUCGCUGAUUUUAAUCUCUUGAAAAGAGUUAUGAGUGAAUGCAAGAACGUGAGCUACAUAAGUGUCAUGGGACAGUCUUGUUCAAAAUGUACCGCACUGUGGACGCAUACUACCUACAAAACUCCGCAUAUCGCUGCCAUGCAAAACGACUCAGCUUGCGACAUAGAAAGUGAUAAAAGUGGAUACUACUAUUUUGGUGCGUACUUCACUUACAAUCCCAAUUUUCGUUGUACAGAAUCUCCAAACUCAACAACGAAUUAUUGGUUUGGUUCUUAUGUUUGA
This is a messenger RNA of Paramuricea clavata, 3032 nucleotides long. NCBI's taxonomy places the organism in Eukaryota, Metazoa, Cnidaria, Anthozoa, Malacalcyonacea, Plexauridae. The record is from the annotation of a GenBank genome assembly.